Marchantia polymorpha subsp. ruderalis is the source of this 4675-nucleotide messenger RNA. Lineage: Eukaryota; Viridiplantae; Streptophyta; Marchantiopsida; Marchantiales; Marchantiaceae. The record is from the annotation of a GenBank genome assembly.
GAGGAGGAGGAGGAGGAGGAUGGAUGUCAUGGACGGACAAGGCCUGCUCGCGGGCUGAAUCGAGCUCUCCUUGAGGAAUGGGGUGUCGAUGAUUUCGGCAGUCGAAGCAGCGGGUGCGCGAGCGAGCAGCGCCACCGAGGCCCCAUUGCCCUUCUGUCGCCACCAACGCGAGAUCUGGUGCAGGAGCUCAGCUGUUGUUUCAGUGCGUGUCUUACGUCCGUAUCAUUCGAGGAACGCACCACCGAAUGCUGAUGAAGGAGGACAGGAGUCAUUGACCGAUGUACCGGGUCGUCGUAGGAUAUGCGCGAGGAGCGGCGUCCGUGUUUUUCACGCCUCCUUGAGAGCAGGAGAGGAGAAGAAGCUGAAGUUGCUGCCGCCGUUGGAUUUCUCGUUCGCCAGUCCGGACGCCGGGAAGUGACAAGGAGUCCUUCCGGCUGGUGCGGGAAUCGCAGCGAGCAAGUUGCAAUGACUCCCGGAAGAAUCCGGCCCAUUGGAGCUCAAAUUCGUAUCGCGAGCGGACCCGGUGUGUGGCGGCAACAGUGACUUCAGGGAACACCUGAUAGGGCGCCGCCAGCAUUCCCCCGAGCAUGAACGAAAUGAGGCCGCUUCCGCACGGCUUCACGGCUCAACCGGGUUUGAGCUACUCCUGCCACGAGAGAGCAAUGUGACUGCAAAAUGCCGCGCCGCUGCCUGUCUUCUCCAAGGUAUGGUGGAUAGGCACCCCUCCCGUCUACCGGGACGUUUUGUUGAAAUAUGAGUGACAUGUCGCCCUUGAGGUGAGGCUUCGUCGAGCUUAGCACUUAGCGCCCACUUAGCGCCCAAGUCUCAGCAGUGUGUAGGAUGCGGAACGGUCAACACCUCAAAUAUGAGAAUCUCCGUGCAGCGCAGCAGGUAUUGCGGCACUGGUAUUCUGAUACCCGUCUUCUUGGCCUCCACUCUUUUGAGCACUUACGGAUUUGACAUUCGCUGGUACAGUCUGAAAGAAGACGUGACUGGUCCCCAAAAUCUGGUCUUGACAUAUUCUCACCCGACUGGACCUUUAAGUUUGCCUGUGGGUGCCGGAGAAGGAAAUGUUUUGCGAGAACAUCCUUCUUUGAUCGGUCACGGCGCAAAGACUGCGAAGCGCCUCGCCCUGAAGCAUGGAGCUCUGAAGAGGAAGCUGGCCGCCGCUGCAUCACCUUAUCAAGGUCCAGCCUUGCCGCGGCUGCCACUACGGAGGGCCCAGCUAAGAGUCAAACCUCUCGAGGUUACACCGAAGCCUGUACCCGUCGUGUCUCCGGUGAAUUCCCCGAGAUCACCUCCCCCUCCGGAUGCCCUUGUACCGAGCCCUCCCACGAGUAUACCCACACCUCCCCCGCAGGCUGAUUGUAAAUGCAAAGAUGGGUAUACCUCCACACCAACUGGUUCCCCUUGCGGUUGUGUUAUCCCUAUUCAAGUUGGUUUGGAACUCAGUGUAGACCUGGAGGUCUUUUUCCCCUUGGUUUUGGAGUUGUCGAAAGAACUCGCGGAGGGGAGCUUUCUUCCGCAGAGCCAAGUUCGCAUCACAGGGGCGAAUGCCGUGAGCAAUAACCAGGAGAGAACUGAUGUUCAUGCGGAUUUGGUACCCUUAGGUGUUGCGUUUGACAACACUACUGCUCAGCUGAUUGCCCAAAGGUUUUGGGGAAGACAGGUUGAAAUCAACGAGACUUUGUUUGGAAAUUAUACCAUAUUGUACGUGAAUUAUCCAGGUCUAUCAUCACCCCCGGCCCAAGCCUCUGGCCCGGACUCUGAAGGAUCUGCCGGAGGAGGCAGUCCGAGCGGCACCGUGCCUUCGGGAAAGGCGGAAACAGGCGCCGGAACGGAGAACAGGUUCAGCCGGGGAAUUAUCGUUAUCAUUUCGCUGACUUCAGCCGCUGGCACUGCGGUCCUCUUGGGAGGAAUAUGGCUGGUUGCUGUUAAGUGCUGUCGGAGCGAAACAAGUGCGGUGGGAGAAGAUUCGUUUUUGCCCGGCGCCAAGAAAUCGGCCGGAUCAACUCUUGUGAGCACGAUGGAUAGUUUCACGACUCUGUCUUACUCAUCAAAUUUUGCUACGUACAUAGCUUCUGCAAGGAAUUUCACCGCCUCGGAGAUUCAGAGAGCCACGGACAAUCUCAAAGAAGAGAAUGUAGUUGGUGAAGGUGGAUUCGGACGUGUUUACCAAGGUCGGCUGGAUGACGGUCUCAAGGUUGCCGUGAAAGUGCUCACAAGGGACGAUGAUAGCGAGCUUUUAGCUGAAGCGGAGUUAUUAAGUCGACUGCAUCAUCGGAACCUGGUGAAACUUCUUGGCAUUUGUAUAGAGGGAGGUGUACGAGCUUUGGUGUAUGAGCUCAUCUCGAACGGUAGCGUGGAGUCACACCUGCACGGUCCAGACGGGAUGAUAGCUCCUCUCAACUGGGAUGCCCGGAUCAAGAUAGCUCUGGGAGCAGCCCGUGGCCUUGCCUACUUGCACGAGGACUCCAACCCGCGAGUCAUUCAUCGGGAUUUCAAGGCGAGUAAUAUUCUUCUCGAAGAGGACUUCACUCCGAAGAUCUCAGAUUUCGGUCUAGCUAAGGUGGCGUCCGAAGGCGGAGGUGGUGAGCACAUUUCUACUCGGGUCAUGGGCACCUUUGGGUAUGUGGCGCCUGAGUAUGCGAUGACAGGACAUCUUCUUGUGAAGAGUGACGUGUACAGCUAUGGGGUUGUGCUGCUGGAGCUUCUGUCCGGGAGAAAACCAGUGGAUAUGUCUCAGCCACCUGGUGAGGAGAACCUGGUCAGGUGGGCUCGCCCCCUUCUCACGUCUAGAGAAGGAUUGCAGCUGCUUCUGGAUCCCGUGUUGGGGGAGACUGUACCCUUUGAAAAUGUGCAAAAGGUUGCAGCUAUAGCCUCGAUGUGUGUUCAACCUGAAGUGUCACACCGACCUUUUAUGGGGGAGGUUGUCCAGGCGUUAAAACUUGUUUACAAUGACUCGGACGCGAGCGACGGGAGGAUAUCAUUCAAUGGAAGUCACACGGGAGACGGACAAUCUUGUGGUCAUGGCACGGGUGAACCCCUCGGUCCUCAAUCCUCGUACAGGCCGAGCAGCAUGCCUGCGGCCCCCUUCAGCUCUGGCCCCACGCUUAGCUCCGAAUCCGAACCACCGCAAAGGCCGAUCUCUGCAUCUGCAGUCUUGUCGAACUCGAGCAGGUUUAUACGCCAGCUUUCAGGUUCUUUCCGAAGAUAUGGUAGUUCCGGACCUUUAAGGACAACGAGAAGUAGGCCGGCCUGGUACAAAGUCAGAUAUCCAAGAGGUGGUACAAUGAGUGACCACCACAAUAGCAAAUUUGAAAUUGAAUUAGAAAGAGAUUACUUUGAACUUUGGCCAUGAUGAAAAUCUUGUAUCCAUGUACUUCAUUGAGCAUUUGAAGGUAUCUCUUACCAUUGCUUGAUCACCAUUAGGAAGCUUGCAACAUGUUAAAUUAUUACAAUGUAGAACAUUUGAAAAGUAGCUGCUACCCUGCAGCCACACAGGCUCCGGCCUUUUUAAAGAGGAUGAGGAACGGAAACAGCUAGUUUCCGUGAAAUUGGUGCUACAGAGGACAUUUAGCCAAAAGUUCACUAGGCAUGACCAUUCUUGUAGAUGAGUUUGAAGGAUUCUUGUACUUUUGAGCGAAAACCGUCAGUUGAAUCUUAGGUAGGUGAUUCGGGUCGUUGUUUGUACUCACGAACUAAAGCACUGUACCUCUAACAAUGGGUCUGCCGGGCAGAGUCGAGAUGUACAACUGGAGAGUAGCCGGGUUCCAUUACUCGUUCCUCUCAACAAGUUACUCUAUAAGCCCUCGGAAGGAUUAUUGGCACGCAGCUGUGAAGAUCAGCUUAGCGUACAGCUGCGCAGGUUUAGUCCGUUUACUUUUGUAGAUGUUGGUCAGACAACAAUGUGAAUAGUCUUGAUUGGAUUGAAGAUUCUACAGGUGAUCUACUGCGGUGCGAUGUUUCGAAGGGUUAAUGAAGUGAUGAGCAGAGACGGUUUGUGAAAGAUAUGUAAUGGCUGUACAGUUUGCGUAGGAGCCCGUUCCCUUUCCUCACGUUUAGUAUCAUACCACCUAUUUGUUGGGUACAGAACGGCGGAAAUAUUUGGCGACAGACUCCUCUACCCGCGCUCCUCUGCAGGAUAGUGCUUCUGUUUGAAAGAAGAACCCUUGCACUCGCCGCAUGCAGAGCAGAACGAGCGAGUCCCACGAGUAGGAACUGAAAAUAUGCAAUUCCUGAAGCUUUCUUCGAGGGUAGAAACUGCAAAGCAGCAGUGGAGCUGAAGAGACUAAAACUUGGACCACGUAAUUGAAAACGCAAACUUCUCUCGUGAGAGGAGUUGUGCCUUCUGAGUUUCUUCUCAGAAUGGUUGAGAAAGUUGAUGUAAUCAUCGACGCGUAGAUUAUCGAGCUGGAAGGUUACAAUCUCCGUAAAUGCUAGACAGAUUGACACUGGGAACGUAGCCAAUAUGUGGGAGACCGAGCGAUUGGCAACUGUGAAUAGCUACUCCCACCUCGUUAGGGUUCCGUCUCUGAUCCGUGAGGUUACAUAGCAAUCACGUGACAGAGUGAAGAGGAAGUCAAGUAAAUUAUCCGGAUACUACAAGAUACGGUAUUGAUAGCACUGUACACGAAGAAGAAUUUCCUAUUCUGGAUAAACGCUUCGAAACAUU